This is a messenger RNA of Aspergillus sclerotioniger CBS 115572, 774 nucleotides long. RefSeq lists its product as uncharacterized. The record is from RefSeq and is a predicted model, not a curated record. The transcript is spliced from 9 exons. Lineage: Eukaryota; Fungi; Ascomycota; Eurotiomycetes; Eurotiales; Aspergillaceae. The annotation marks the transcript as partial.
AUCGUCGAGAAUAUCCUCAGGAACAUGGAGACCGACACCCCUGGCCAAUCGAUAUUUAUGAACAAUUACGACAAUGUAACUCAUCUAUUGCAAGAGCUAAAUCAGUGGAAACAAGACUCCUCGAUAAUAACACAGGCAGGACGUGUGCUUGAUCUGAGGACUGGCUUUGGCCUAUGGGCAAUGUAUUUUGCUGACAAUAAUCCUGAUUGUGAGGUUUUUGGCGUUGAUUUCGUCUAUAUGCAGCCUUCGAGUGUGCCCCCGAACUGUGAAUUUCAUAUUAUCGAUCUUACUCGAUCUAAUUGGUGGGAGAUGUACACGGACAUCAGUCUCGUGCACAUCAACGACCUCGGUGGUGACAUCUCAUUGCUGAGAUGUCUAUUGGCUGGAGCAUUCAAAUGCUCUAUGCCAUGUGGAGUGGUAGAGCUACACGGAAUCACAUUCGAUCUUUAUAAUCAAAAAAGCUGGUUGUAUGGUUUCUACAAAAGCCUACGGGCAGCCUACUGGAAAGAUGGGAGACGACUCGAUUUACCUAACCGGAUACCUUUGAUGGUAGAGUACUCCAGCGAUCUACAAAAGAGGUUCCUUAAAACCUGGUUUGACGGCCUAGAGGCACUCGCCCUUGACUUGAUGACGAAGCAUCUGGGAUGGACUCACGAAACAAUAUUACUCAAAUGCGCAUUGGCACGUGGAGAGCUCCUAAAGGGAACUCAUGGAUAUCUAACUAUAUGGAAUGUAUAUGGGUCGCGGCCAAAUAUCAACCUCCAAGGACUCUAA